UUCACAUACGUGUAUCAGCGCGGAAGGAUGGAGGGUGGUCGUCUGGGCGCGUUUAUCCUGGCAUUGGUGCUUCUGUGGUGCGGGUCCGAGGGGAGACCGGCAAUCGACCAGGAGCCGAUCAAGUUUACUUUGGGCACGACGGCCGGUGACAAGGCGACCGAGAAAUCGCUCAGAGACCAAGUUGGUGAGAGGGUGCAGAAUGGCAUGGAGUGGUUAAGCCGGAUGGCGGACGCUAUAAGGUUCGGCAGAGGGCGAUUAGUGAAUUCGGUCGCGAUAGCCCGAAACAGACUAGCAGAGAGAGUCGAGGAGUUGACGAGCGAGGCGAGGAACAACGUGGCCGGGGCGAUAGGCGCGGCGAACGACAUAAUCGAGCGAAGCCGAACGAACCUACGCUCGGACAGGGGACCCCUGGCCACGCUUUUGGGCCCCAAGCCGCGCGAAACGGUCAAACUGGAGAGCGAGGACGAGCAGGCCUUCUUCGAGAGGAAGAGCGCCAAUCCGCUGGGGGCGUUGCUCGAGAACGUGCUCAAGCCCAAACCGAUUGUCGACGGUAUCAAGGAGGAGGACAAGUACGGCAACCAGGGGGACAGGUUCGCCGGCGUUGGACGGGCUCUUGUCAACGGCUUCGAGGGAUUGAGCAACCUUUUCAACGCCGUCAUCGAGUUGCCGAUAAACGCUGCGAAGAAGACGUCGCGGAACAUCACCGAGGUGCUCAAUCAGCUCGGGGCACGACUGGUUGGUUUGCAGUGACAAUCAAAAAGCAGUUUGUACAUCCGUCGCAUGUAAAUAAUAGGUUAAUGAAUAUUGUUAUAUUAUACAUAAAUUGUGUAAAAAGUGUAUUUAUAUAUAUAAAAAAAAAAAAGUUCUUUAUAUUGUUUUAACAAGAGUUUCUUUUCUUUUUUCUUACAAAUUCUUUCGUUGGCGUGUCGCAAUGCAUCAAUAUAUUACAUGCAUAAUAACAAUAUAGGUACAAUUUUUAUCUUAAAAUUGUUAGUAGUAAUUAAAUAUACUUUAUUGUUGUGUCUCCUUUUGGCGCGAUUAAUUUUGACAAUGGAAAAUCCAAUCGUUUAGUAAAUUCAAGUAUGUAGGCAAUAGUGAUAAUCAACAAAAAUCAACAUCAUCUAACAACACGUUUUGUGUUUAAAUACAUCACUUAUUAACUGUAGAUACGCAGGAAGGACAAAGAUAAACCAAAGUAUAGGCAAACUAUUACAACGACGUUUUUGUAUGUAUAAUAAUUAUGUGGCUAUACGGCAAUUGACAAAGUAGGAAUUAUUGAUAUUGACAGAAAUAUCGUAUUUUUAAUAUGACAAUUGUCUUGUCGCACUACUGCAAAAAAUCACGUACGGUCAUUUGCGCAAAGAGGGCACGGGUACAUAAUAUAUAUAUAUACAUUCGUUUCACUUGGUCCAAUGCCAAAAGCAACGCCAACAACACGCCAAGUGUACACAUUUCAACACACGCUCCGCGUAGUUUUUCUCCCCAACAUCCGUAAUUAGAAAAAAUUUGCCAGCAAGUUUUGCGAAAACAAAAUUUGCCAAAUCGCCGUCUAAUUUUUGCUCGUUUUCGCAUCUCAGAUUCGUAAUUAUACAUGAAUUUUUCCGAGACGUAGUUUGCGGACGAAAAAAUCUUACUUGCACGUAAACGUGCCCUCGAACACACUCAUUCAAUAUCGCACUUUUACACCACUGCAAACGGUAAAUAUACUACGGUACAAUUUGCUUGACAAUGUUUAUCAUAAUGCGUGAAACGGCAUUUACAAAUUCAACAGUAUACAACAUUUUUAUCUACAGAGCUCAAGAUGGUCGUUGGUUUUAGAGGUCCUGUAAGAAAUCUCAACAUUGAAAAAACUUAAACCAAACAAGUGCAGGCAUUUUCAUUAUAAUAUAGUAUUUCCACAAGUGCAUGCCUUAAUAACUACAUGCAAAUUCGUUCAUGCAUUGCGAAAAUAGUAUUUCUCUCCUGUUUUAUGUGGAUCUACCAUGAACGUGUCCAUUGUAUCGUGAACUGUUGUAUUGUUGUAAACUGAUUGUAUACGUGGGUGAAACAUUUGUUCUGUUCAUUUAUACGCGAUAGCAGUUGUUUCUUUCAUUCGUUUUUCUCAAUGUCACGCUUUCAUUAGUUAACGCUAUUUCAACGCAAAUAGAUAAUUGCGCGGUGUCGAAGAUUUAUUGCAUCUGCUUCGUGGUUCCGUGGAGUAUUAUGUUCAAAUGAUAUUUGAUAAAUGAAAUUUCAUAGUUUGAUAAACCUCGUGUUUCGUGCAUGCGUUUAUCAUUAAAUUUGAAAUUUUUGGCACACUGGAACUAUAGACUCUGAAAUGAUAUUCUCGUGUCCUUUAACUAACGUAUGAAAAAUGGAUAAAUAACUAUAUCAUUGUGUUAUUACGUUGCGCUUAAAAAUGUUAGUAAAAUAUUUGAAUCUAUUUUUUUUUUUAUCUCUUUUCCAAAAUUCGAUGUAGCAACAUCUCAUCAUUUUUUCUCGCACGUAUAGUUAAUCACCUGCUACAUACUAUCAUCUCGACGUUUUAUAUAUCAUGCAAAGCAGUUAUAUCACUACUUCAAUCUAACAGCUAUGACGUUAAACAUUACUUGCU
Molecule: messenger RNA, 2593 nt
Organism: Copidosoma floridanum
Lineage: Eukaryota; Metazoa; Arthropoda; Insecta; Hymenoptera; Encyrtidae
Source: RefSeq, a predicted model, not a curated record